CUUAGUUAUCGAGAGAAAGAGUAAAAGAGGAAGAGUUCUUUUUUUUGGUUCCGAUCUAUGCAAGUCUUCCCAUUCAAAACUCCAUGGAUUUUCAUUCCACUCCACUCCAUUUCUCCUUCGUUUAAGGUAUUUCUUUAAAUCUCUGUUAGAUUUUACUUGUUCUUGUGGAUAUUGAUUGCAGACAAGUAGUAACCCUAGCUUAACACAGACACUGUGUGAUUCAUUUGGUAACUUGCUCUUGGAAUUGCACUAUGGAUUUUGACAAGCUUGAAGUUGUAGAUGCAACACCUCUGCGUUCUCUUCCUCCAGGCAUAACCCCUUUUCCUCCUCCUACAUCAAACCCCACACCAGUUAAAGGUAAAGUUAGUGUGUCAAAGAGAAAAAACUCAAAAACCCCUUCAUCAAAGACUACUAGUAGUGCAAAACCAACCAAGAAAAUCAAGAUUAGUGAAGAAGUUAGGUUGUCAUCACUAGAAGGGGAUAGUGCAUCUGUAUCAGGGGUUUUGAUGAAAUUUGAUGCACUUAGAAGAAGGCUACUCCAGAUUGGAAAUGAUGAACCCAAUCAGCGGCCGGAUUUAAAAGCUGGUACGAUAAUGAUGAGUAAUGGGUUCAGAACCAAUACGAGGAAGAGGAUUGGGAAUGUUCCGGGGAUUGAUGUUGGAGAUAUUUUCUAUUUCAGGAUUGAGACUUGCUUGGUUGGGUUACAUACUCCAAUUAUGGCUGGAAUUGAUUAUUUGGUUUCGGAGGAGCCUCUUGCGGUGAGCAUUGUUUCGUCUGGAGGGUAUGAAGAUGAUGUUGGGGAUGGGAAAGUGCUGAUUUAUACUGGCCAAGGUGGGAAUGUCUCUACUGAUCAAAAGCUUGAGAGGGGAAAUCUCGCAUUGGAGAAAAGUUUGCACCGGGGAAAUGAAGUUAGGGUUAUUCGCGGUGUCAAGGAUAUUGAGAAUCCAAAUUGUAAAGUGUAUAUGUAUGAUGGUCUGUAUAAAAUUCAAGAGUCAUGGACGGAUAAAAGCAAAAUGGGUGCGGCUGUUUUUAAAUAUAAGUUGGUGAGAAUACCUGGGCAACGUGAAGCAUUCACUAUUUGGAAAUCAAUUCAGACAUGGAGGAAUAACAUUAGCUCUCGGCCUGGGCUUAUAUUACAAGACAUAACCUCAGGAGCGGAGAAGAUACCGGUGUCUCUUGUAAAUGAGGUUGAUGGUGUUACAAAACCUCCUCAAUUUGUUUAUGUUACUGGUCUCAAGUAUUCCAGAACUAGGGAAUCUUCUAUUGGCUGCAGUUGUCAAGGUACAUGUGUUCCAAAUUCCGGUUGCUCUUGUGUUCGGGCCAAUGGAGGUGAUACCCCAUAUGCCAAUGGGGUUCUUGUGAUUCAAAAAUCUGUGGUACAUGAGUGUGGUCCUUCUUGUUCAUGUUACCCUGAUUGCAGUAACCAAGUGUCGCAAAAUGGUCUAAAACUUCGUCUGGAGGUUUUUAAGACCAAGGAUAAAGGUUGGGGCCUUCGGUCUUGGGAUCCCGUACGUGCUGGUACGUUCAUCUGUGAAUAUGCUGGGGAAGUCAUUGGUAAAGAUGAUAGGGGAGGAGCAAAUGUAGAUGAUGAAUAUACCUUUAACGCCACCGAUACAGGAAACUACUACUCAAAAGAAUGGAAUUAUGUUCCAGAGCUAAUAGAGGAAGAGAGGCACAUGGAUUCGGAUGAGAAAUUCAAGCCUUCAUCUCCCAUAAUGAUCAGUGCCAAGAAGAUGGGAAAUGUCGCUCGGUUCAUGAACCAUAGCUGCUCUCCAAAUGUUCUUUGGCAGCUCGUCUUACAUGGCAAAAAAAAUUUUCAGCUGUAGGCAUGAAUCAGAAAAGCAGUCAUCAGGCAACUGUUUGAACAAAUGCUAGCCCUUCAUGUAUUGUUCCAGCCGAGGUUAACAUGGCUAAAGGAUGGGGUGUGUGGCAAUUGAUAGUGAAGACUAGAUCUCCACUGCAGCUUUUAGUGGAUGUAAAGGUUAAUGAUGGCAGUUUAACACGAUUCAGCUUCUAGUGGAUGUGAAGGUUAAUGAUGGCAGUUCAACACAUUCUGGAAGCACUGGUGGCUGAAUAAGAAAAAGGUUAUCGUUUGUCUUCUUCGUCUAUUCGAACUUUUUGCUCGAACAAGGAUUCAGUGGUGAGUUACAUUAGCAGUUUCAUGGUUUCUAUAGUUCAUCUAACAACUGAAGGAAAUAUAACUGCGAAUUGGCUGCCAGAAAAUCUAAAGAAAGGGAGAUUAGACUAUUUUUGUUACAUGAUUACUGUGAUGAAUGUAGUAAAUUUUCGGUAUUUCUUGGUAUGUGCUAGGUGGUAUAGGUACAAGGGUAGUGUCACUGCAACCUAAGAGGUAGCUGAAAACCAUUGCAAGGGUAUAUUGAUUUGUGAGGUGUAACGAGAGUGUAAGAGAGAUGUUUCCGAGGUGUAAUAAAAGUAUGUUGUUUCUCUUUC
This is a messenger RNA of Papaver somniferum (opium poppy), 2451 nucleotides long. RefSeq names its product histone-lysine N-methyltransferase, H3 lysine-9 specific SUVH3-like. The transcript has 2 exons. The record is from RefSeq and is a predicted model, not a curated record. Gene Ontology annotation, molecular function: zinc ion binding; protein binding; histone methyltransferase activity. NCBI's taxonomy places the organism in Eukaryota, Viridiplantae, Streptophyta, Magnoliopsida, Ranunculales, Papaveraceae. Gene Ontology annotation, cellular component: nucleus. The coding region runs from base 252 to 1826 and encodes 524 amino acids.